Molecule: messenger RNA, 2157 nt
Organism: Echinococcus granulosus
Lineage: Eukaryota; Metazoa; Platyhelminthes; Cestoda; Cyclophyllidea; Taeniidae
Product: Innexin unc-7
Exons: 5
Coding region: 1-2157 (718 amino acids)
Source: RefSeq, a predicted model, not a curated record
AUGGACACGCGGAUAAUCGACGGAAUCGCCAACUCAAGCGCCUCAGUCGGAGAGGACAGGUCCUGCCCGGACGACGACUUCGUUGAUCGAGUGAACCACACGUACACCAUGAACCUCCUCAUGUUCUUCACCGCGAUUGUCCUCUCUCGCCAGCUGGUGGGCAAACCAAUUAGCUGCUGGAUUCCGAAUGAUUUCACAGGCGCACAAGGCGAGUACGCUGAGACGGUGUGCUGGGUCACCUCCACCUACUUCAUCCCUCCUGCACAGGCCACUGUGCCCAUUGAGGAGGAUAUCCGAUACGAAAAGAAAAUUUACUACUAUCAAUGGGUCCCCUUCAUUCUAAUGAUUCAGGCGGCUCUAUUUGUUCUCCCCUGCAUUGUUUGGCGACUUUUCAAUACCCAAUCAAGAAUUAAUCUGAGAACCGUGAUGGAGGUGUCAAGUGAUCUGAAAAACCUGAAUGACUCCCUGGACCAGCGGCGUGACCUGAUCAACUGUCUGGUUCGUCACUUGGAGGAUGCCCUAGCGAUCCGCCACUUUCGUCGACAGCGACGAGGCAAAAAGACGAGGGCCACGGACCAGCACCACUAUGGUAAGGGCUGGUCUCAGCUCAACACUACUGGAAGCAAAACGGACGAGAGGAGUGGGAUGGGUAGACGGCGAUUUAGUACGCCCGUUGUACCUCUCGCCUUCUCUAAACAGGCCCGGGUGCCCGGGCCCCGACCCUGCAUGCCCACUUCUUCCACCUACCUCUCUGGCCUGUACCUCGCUAUAAAGGUCCUUUAUCUGGCCAAUUCAACCACUCAACUUAUUCUCACGGGAAAGCUAACGUUAAAACGAUUUUUAUUCCUGUCACUGUUCGACGACACCGAGGACGCGCUCCCACCGACCUACUGCUGUGGGGAGCCUGGCCAUUGGCGAACGGAUGCACUGCCGUUCCCCGCUGGGGCUCACGCCCCUUACCCCCCCGCCCUCCAGUUUGUGUUGCUGCGCCGAAGCCUUGAAGUGGAUAAAGACAUGUUUCUAUUUUUUCUUAACUGUUCCGAUAAGCAUCGGUCUCAGUGUAUGGGCGUUAAGGUUUGCAAUCCAGGUAAUGUGUGGUUUGUGGAGCUUCCCCUGUGCGUUAUGCCAAGGUACUUGAACGGCGAGGCCUUCAUCUUUGGGAUUGACAAGCUACGUGACCUGAUGAACACGCGGUUUUGGAACCAGACGGGCUCCUUCCCGCGCGUCGCCCUGUGCGAUUUCGAGCUGCGUCGUAUGGGCAGCAACCAGCACCGUUACACCAUCCAAUGCGUCCUCCGCAUCAACAUCUUUAACGAAAAAAUCUACAUUUUCCUCUGGUUUUGGUUCUUCCUCAUCUCUGUCCUUAAUCUUCUCAGUUUUCUUCGGUGGUGCUAUAAACUUCUGCUGAGUUCAGCAAGAGUACUUUUUAUCAGGAAUCUCAUUUGCAUUUACUUCAAUAUCGCCGCUGCCAAAUCACAGCUUCCAUUCAAGGCUCCAUUUGAAGAUGAGGACAAGGAGAAGCAGCAAUGUCAGCUCUCAAUCGCUGAUAUCUUUAAGACUAGGGAUGAUUUACAGGCCUCCUGGGUAUUCUCCGAGGAUAUUCUUGGUCAGGACGGAGUACUUUUACUGCGCUUUAUCAACAUGAAUGUAGGGCCAUCAUCUGCAGCUGAAUUGGCUGGUGUGAUUUGGAUUAAGUAUCGAAAAACCGCAGCUUUGGUCAACGGAACCACCUCCUCAGGAGUUGAAGAUUUUGUGCUUACCAAUAUAGCUGCAAACGAGAUCGAAAGACCACCGGCCAUCCCUCCCAAACGGCGUAGACUUCCUAUGCAAGGGAAGAAAAAGAAGCCUACUAUUAUGCCUCUGUCUGCAUUCAUUUAUCGUAGUAGGCAUAUCGAGGACAAUGACAGUGACAAAUCCACCGAUUCAUCACGCCCAACAAUCGAAAUGUUGCAGGAACGCAGGCGAUAUCGUCCAAUGAGUCGAAAACGAGGUAAUUACUUCUCCGACGAUGACGAUGAGAACGAUCAAAUGUCCGUCGUUCACGAGAACUAUUGUCCUGAGGAUUUUUUGGAUAAUCAUGACAUACCUGAAACUGAAGGUGGACAGGAUCCGGAGGAUCUUGCGUCGGAGUACCGAUCAUUUACAACUAUUAGAUGA